GCGAUCCUCUAUUCAGUAGCUUUCUGUGCCGCCUGCCGUCGCAGUCUGCGUACCCAGUUCGCGAGCGAGUCUGUGCGGUUGGACGCUGGGAGCCCCGGCUAGCUGUUGAGCGAUGGCGUGGUGGUCGUGGCUGUUGGUGCAGCUGGUGGCGUGGUGCUGUGCUGGCGUGGUGGGGGUUCUGUGGUGGCUCUGGCUCACCAGACUGCGCGUGGACCUUCCAGGGCCGCCCACGGUGCCUAUCCUCGGCAACAUUCCGGAAUUCCGCGAGGUGCCUGUCAAGAUCCGCAACGCGCGAGACUUGCACCGCGAGUACGGAGACUUGAUCAGGUUCUACAUGGGGCCACAGUUGGUGGUGAUUGUGCUGCACCCAGAUGAUGUGGAGCACGUCUUGCUAACAUCAAAGAUGGUAGACCGCACAUACUUCAUCAGACGUGUCCUCCGGAUGUUCUGCGGAGAUGGUUUACUCACCCUUGGCGGUCGCCCUUGGAAAGUUCACCGAAAACUCAUCAACCCUACAUUCCACUCAGAGCUGCUGGAGGGAUUUCUGGAGGCCUUCCACGAGGGCGGCCUCUACCUGUGCGAGCGUCUGGCCAGCACUGGAGGCACCGCCACCGAGACCUACAAUCCGGCAUUCAAGGCAGCCCUGCGGAACAUUUACGACACCGUUAUUGGCAUCAACCAUGACCUGCUGCUACCAGACGACGUGUCAGAGGAUGAUAUGGCUGGCGCCAUGAGUGAUGCCAUGAUCUCCAUAACGAGUGUACUGACGCGCCCGUGGCUACAUAGCAAGUUCCUGUUGAAGCUGACCUCCAAAGGUCGUAAUGUAUUCAAGUAUAAGCGGAUGCUGGAGGAUGCGACCAUGACCUUCAUCACCAUGAGGUCGGCGACCACAGAGGAGGGGUUUACCAGCAAGCGCCUGAAUCUUGUGGAAUCUCUAGUUAAGCCAGGAGGGCAGCCAGUAAUGUCACUCAGCGAGAUUCGGGAUGAGAUCAUGAAUCUGGCACUGGCCGGCACUGAGACGACGGCUGUGACAAUGGGCUUCGUGCUGGCUCUGCUGGCCCUCCAUCCAGAGUGGCAGGAUGCAGCCCGGCAGGAGCUGAGAGAAGUCUUUGGCCAGGGCGGCGACUUCCUGCGUGCUGCCAGCGCCGCUGACCUGGGCUGCCUCAAGGUGUUGGAGAGCAUCAUAAAGGAGACGCUGCGAUUGUUCCCAGCCGUCCCAAUGAUGUUUCGGGAUGCCACGAAGGACCUCUGGCUCUCGAGGCUGGCGGUGCUGGUCCCCAAGGGCACCACAUUGGCUUUCAUGCCCUGCAUCACCCAUCGCCUGCCGGAGUUCUUCCCGGACCCACAGAAGUUCGACCCUUCACGCUUCUUGAAGGACCAUCAUGGCAAGGAGCACGUGUGUAGCUAUAUACCAUUUGGGGUAGGUGCACGCAACUGUGUGGGUUCCCAGUAUGCUCGCCUGCAGCUCAAGGUCUUCCUUUCAAAUGUUCUGAGGCGCUUCCGCAUCCUGCCACAGAGCUGCCGGGAGGAUCUGGAGGAAUGCAUACUUACCGUCAGCCAUCAGCCGGUUAAGCCAAUCAAGGUCUCCUGCGUGCCCCUGCAUGAACACAGCACAUAAGAAUAUCCUUCACACUGCUGAAGUGAAGGUAUUCCUGACCACUACCAUGAGGCGCUACCGCUUCCUACUACACGGACACUUUGUGGAUCUGAAGAACCAUGCACUCUACAUCAGUCAACACACAGUCAAGAUGAUCACGUCUCUGGCAGGCCUCUGUGAGUUCCCAGCACAUAGGACCAGCCUCAACAAAACUACUGACAAAUAUCACAAGGCCGUUUUCAUUCCUAUCACAUAAGUGCUGGAAGGAUGUGGAGGUCAACACUUUCCCCACCAGCCAGCACACCGUCAAGGCGAUAUUGGUUUACCACGUGAUCCUGCAUGGGUCCAGCGCACAGGACUGCCCUCUGUACUGCAGAAGGUUUUCCAGGCCAAAACCCCGAGAGGCUUCAGCUUCCUUCUGCAGGGCUGCUGAAAGGACAUGGAGGACAAUGUUCUCUCCACCAUGCUGCAGACCAUUAUGUUUGAACAGCUUAAGAGUUUCUAUGGUGAUGUGUGUCUUCCAUGCUGUAAUAUCUCUCACUGAGAAUCCUUCAAAACCUCCAAAAUCUGCAUAAAUUUCUGCAAAAAUCGCUACAGUUAUCAAAGUACUGCCUCCAAAAUCAAAAUGACAUUCUCUAAAUACAUUGCGACCUCAGAUUACUUCUUUUUCAUUUGGCACACUAGCAACUUCAAUAUUAAUUGCUUUCAAGCUCCUCUAUACAGGGAAGUAUGGUCGACAAUGUGUUCAUCCCAUUAGCAUUGCAAAGGUCUGCUAACUUACGGGCAUUUUGAUUUUUCUGUUCUUGUAAUUUCACUUUUUGCAGGUGGUUUUUGGAUGACUAUACAGAUAGCCAUGUAGAUUUUUGAGGUUUAGAAGCACUUGCAGAUAGAGGUAGUACAGCAUGAAAGAUAUCUGUAAUAUCACAGACAACGGGUUCAUUUUAGAAGAAUGUAUAUGGAAUAAUAUAAACACACAAAUCAGUAACUAUACAUAGGAGAGAAAGAAAGAUUUAUGGUAAUGUGUACACUUUUAUUUUGGGUGAAGUAGAUAAUGAUAACUGUGACAUGUGAUGAUGUAUUAUAGACAAUAAGGACAUAUUUAUUUAAAAAAGAAACACAUAGAUCUUGCCAAAAGCUGAAGGUGCGAGCAAGAGGCCAGCACAUAGGACCGACAACACUGCUGAAGGUCGUUCAGGCAAAUUCUCCAAGGUGGUUUUCAUUCCAUCCACACAACUCCUUGAAGAACCUGGAAGUAACACUCUCUCUAUUAGUCAACACACUGUCAAACAGUUCUUGGUCUUAUUAGCGCCUCUGCAUGGGCUGGAGGUAUUGUUUGUUGCAUCUGUGGCAUGCAAUAACUGACCUGUGUCUCCCUGGUCUUGCUGAAGAAAGAUGACUAUCUCAGGGAGCUGUCUUUAGUAAUUGGGUACAGGCUUGGUGAACCGGAGCUUCCUGAGCUGGGGAUUGAUGAGCACCGCCAGUACUCCGUAACAGUUAAGUUCUGGGCACGUUUCAGUGACCGAUGUGUGGUACGGCGGUGUAAUAUUGUGUCUCAUAGGGAACACUGAUUUGGCUUAACCACCUAGACGGCGAGGAUGGUAGAAACCUUUGCAAAAAGCCCUCAAACUCAAGGUGUAUUGGACGCUGGUGAUGUACAUGGCUGUUGAGGUAGCAGACAACCUCUGGGAAACCUGCAACACUUCAGUUGUAUAAGGCUCAGCUAGGCAAGCAGGGUUCUGUCUGAGGGGGCCAUUGUCGCAAAUUGCUCAUCGGAACACCAUGGCGAAUCAAAUCAGUUUCUUCACUCCCAAUACAAUGAGUGUACUAUCUGAUAGUACUCACACCAAAUCAUCGAAAAGACUGAGGCAGGCUAGUGUGCAGUUCACCAGCUCGUGAACCUAUUGUCGAUAGAAGUCAUUGUUCCAUUGUGGCUAUGCAUAUUAUAACCCAGGAUUUAGUGAUAUUUCUUCAGCCAUUAACCACGAACCCACAUGCACCCUAUUGGACUUGGAGAGCAGUAUUUUCAUUAUGGAUUAUGAGUGGUACUGUACCGUAAGUACUGGGACAUACGUAAAUUCUCCCUAAAGCCACCAGUUAGUCAGUGGUGAACGAGAAACGUUGCCAUUGGUCGGCAAUGCAAUAGUAUAAGCCGUCUGGGUUUUUCAUGACCACAGAAUUUUGCAAUUGCAAGAUGAUUGUCCACGUGUGUUUUGCAAGGUUGUGACUCUAUUGUGAGGACUACCAUGGUUCUUGAUUAUUGUGGCAAGAAAUGCUGUGCUAAAGUUCAGCCUUACAACAUUUGUACGCUACUUAAUCAUAAUAUAACAUUGAAGGUAAUUCUGUACAAUUUGAUGUUGGUCCUUUGAAAGAAGUCAAGGCCGAACAAAUUGUAAGGAUUCUCACUGAAUUUCUGAAUGUAAUGAUCGAUAAUUUGGGGGUUACUAAUAAAUUCUGUCUUGACCAA
This is a messenger RNA of Schistocerca americana (American grasshopper), 4061 nucleotides long. Its product is annotated as cytochrome P450 4C1-like. The coding region runs from base 113 to 1618 and encodes 501 amino acids. The record is from RefSeq and is a predicted model, not a curated record. Gene Ontology annotation, molecular function: iron ion binding; oxidoreductase activity, acting on paired donors, with incorporation or reduction of molecular oxygen; heme binding. The transcript is spliced from 7 exons. Lineage: Eukaryota; Metazoa; Arthropoda; Insecta; Orthoptera; Acrididae.